Cataglyphis hispanica is the source of this 4727-nucleotide messenger RNA. RefSeq lists its product as uncharacterized. Gene Ontology annotation, biological process: organelle organization. Lineage: Eukaryota; Metazoa; Arthropoda; Insecta; Hymenoptera; Formicidae. Gene Ontology annotation, cellular component: cytoplasm. Bases 1054 to 4578 code for a protein of 1174 amino acids. The record is from RefSeq and is a predicted model, not a curated record. The transcript has 4 exons.
AGUAGGAAAAGAUUAAAAAACUAGAUAUAAAAAUAUAUAUGUUAAUAAAUUAUAUAGCGACAAAAGCUACAUCAGUAAAAGUUGAAUGAGAUACUGAAAAAAAAAAUUAAUUUUUCUUCUUAAAAAAAUAAAAAGAAUUGAAUUCUCUUUUUAUUUUAAUUAAUUAAUUUGUUAUAUAUCUUAUAAUUUAACUAAAAAUAAGAUUUAAUUUCUAUCCGAUAAACACUCUGAAAGCCAGCACUGAAAAUUUAUAUAUAAUUCACGCUACGUAUAUCAUAGAUUUCUUAUACUGGAAAUAUAUAUUGAGAAACAUAUAUAGUUUUAAUAUUUUCUUUAUCCUGUUUUUGACUUUUCAAUGUUCAAUUAUAUUUGUGAAAUUAGUUUAUUUUAUGUAUUCGAAUACACGCAUUUACCCGCGACUACUUCCACACAAUACACAUGUAUCUGUCAAAAGAUAGUUUGACGUUUGACGUUUGACCCAUCGUCGAUUCAGCUUGAUCUAGCCUGACCUGUCCAGCCCGUUGCACGCAAGCGCGCUAUGCCGGGCAAUGUCAAAUCAACUGCAAUUGAGUGUGUCUUCUUUCUAAUUAUUUAUUCGACUCAGAAUUGCACCUUAUCAAGAACACAAGAUACAUCUCGAUCAUGAUGCCGACUGCUGGAAACGCGCCAUGCGAGCGACAUAAUCGUACUCACUGAUGCGAUUAUCUUGUCCUCCUUGUGUCAUAUUUACGCUGAUUUACAGUGACAUGCACGAUUGCGGGAAUGUCAAUGAAUGAUGCACCUGCGGCUUCGUUCGCCCGAAGCUUCGUGGAGGAGUAUUCGAAAAAUUGUCGCUUUCUCGUGGAAUUCACUGAGGGUCAUAUUUUAUUAAUAUUUAUGUGCAUGCCAUACUUUUGAUAGAUACUUUGCAAACAUCGAUACGAAUGGUCAGUUAUGACGCUUACAUGUAAUUGUCAACGAAGCGAAAACAUUUCAACGAAAGUAUAAGAAUACAAUUAUAAUAAAUGCUGUGUUAUGCUACAUAAGAAACGAUAAAAAGUACAAGACGCAAAUAUGGUACGCGUGAUAACAGUACACAAUUUCCUAGGGCAAAAUGUCACCCAAAUUGAGGAACCUACGGCAACAUGCACGGCUAUCAGUCAGAGACGAGAGAUGCUCCUGCUGGCGCUGUCCACGCAUUGUGUAGAAGUAUGGGAGCUGAUGAAUUCGGAUGUCAAACUGCGUACUGCUUUCCCUACAGUAGACAUGAUCAAUCAAAUGGUACAUUGUGCUAAGGGAGACUAUGUCGUGACACUGGAAUCAAAAUAUCUCAGAGACACUGUGAGCAAUAAUCAUGCGAAUAGAGUCACUUCUAAUUUUGUAAGAAUUUAUGUGAAUUGGGCUGUGGUGAAGGAUCAGAGUCAACCAAUGCGAGCCAGGAUUGCCGGACGUGUUACCCCGAGUUUGAAUCGACCCUUGAAUAGUUUGGAGAUGAUAGAGCUACCUCUAAAUAUACAACCUACAUUGAUUGCCUGCUGUCAGAGCACUGGUAACUUAUUAGUAGCCUCAGGAAACAGUGCUAUUUUACACGAGUUCAAAAUUGAAACGCAACAAGUAUCAAAAAUGAAAUUCAUAGAUUUUGAGCCUAGACCAUGGUCCUUGGGAUUUUCGUUCGCACCAACACACAUGGAAAUUGUGGAAGAUUUUAUAGCAAUUAUGGAUAAUAUAAAUUUGUCCGUUUUUCGCCUCACAAAUUCAAUGUACGAAGAUAUUGAUCAACUUAGCUCUUUAGCUUCCACAAAUUCUUCAUCCGUUGAUAAGACAUCCAUAUCCACAGACUCAUCUUUGGUAGAAAAUAGUAAUAGCCUUGGAAAUGAAGAUAUGUCAUUGCAAGGAACAAAUACAAAGCACAAGUCUAUAGAUCAAGAUUACCAACAUACAUCUGAAAAUAAUGAGGUGGUAACUAAUGUAAAAUCUAAAGAUAAAAAGCACAAAGGCACAAAAGGAAAUACAUGGUAUAAAUUAGAAAUUGCCGAUUUCAAUAGAACAAAGCCAAGUAAUAAUAAGAAUUACAUAGACUGGGAACACUUGGUAUGCAAUGAGAAAGAUGAGAUGCACAGACUUAUUACACAUGGGAUUAUUGAUCCCACUUCGCAACCAUUCACAGUCAAUUUGCCAUUAAUAAAUUCAGAAAGGGCUGGACCGGGUCACGCUCUCAGUCCCUUUGUUCUAAAUUCAGCAGACAUUAGAAUCUUCAUCAAAACAACCUCACCUGACAUAGGUUGGUCUGAAAAUUACACAAUAAAAAAUUUGUUAUGUCUGAAAAUCAACGGUGGCAAUAAUAAUGUUAAAGUAGACGGAAUUCUAGAUAUCUUUAGAUGUCUGGUAUUGAAACCAUUAUACAUGAAGAGAGAAUGUAACAUUACUGGCGUGAAAAAAUCCAUGUUGAAAUCUAACAAGUAUAGAUAUUUACAGGGUGUGAGUUGCUUCGUUUGCACUACACAAGAGGGAUACUUGUAUCACUUUUCGGCGGCAAGUAAUAAUUCCCUUGAUGCGACGUGCCUGACCACUUAUCCAUUCACUGCACCUGUUCAUCAUGUAGCAUUGGAGCAUACAAUACUUCAUGCAUUAACCGAGGCUGGUCUCGAAUCCUACACAUUACGUCUUUCUCAUCAUAUUGCAAAACUUUCAAAUUGCAUGGAUGGCGUUAGAGUAACUUGUCCCAGUGUUACUGAACCGGUAAGUCUAAUCGGUUUGAGACCGUUCUUAGGGAUACAAAAAUUAUUGCACACAAGAACUUACAUAGUGUUGUUGGCUAAAGCUGAUAGUUCUUGGACGAUGUACUCUCUAAAUUUACCUAAACUCGAAAAUGUAUAUUUCGACAUCUUGAAUGCGGCAAAGAAUCAUAAAUCUUCUAGUCCAAGUACCUAUCGACAUUUGCUAGGAGAAGCACAUACUUUGAUACGCUUGACGAAAGAUGUAUCUUACAACGACCUGAAUAACGAAGAAUUCGAUGAUGCAGCGCAUAAAAAUGAUCUUAAAUUGAAAAAUCUUUAUAAUCAAUCUUGUGCAUUGCUUGCGGAUUACUAUAUACAAUCAGAGAUUGAAUCGGAUUGGGAUUUGUGUAUUCCCUACUAUAAGAUGUCUGGAUUAAAGCCUUCGGAAGUAUUAUCUAGAAAAUGCAGUCAGGAUGCACCGGGACUUUUAACGUUCUUGAUGGAAGCGCUUUUCACAAUGAAAAGCGGAUCUGAGGCGGACGCACUUUUCCAAGGGUAUAAUAUUAUAGAGAUCAUUUGUAAAUUGGAGAAAGAAGAUCUAUUGAAACUGAUCUUUGGUAGUCCUGUACUGAGAGAGUACGCUACUGAGAAAUUAAUAAACCUUUUGCUGACACACGAGACCGAUGAUACUGUCAAACUUGCCCUGGCACUCUUAUACAUCCAAGCCGACAAACAAGAACAAGCGGAGAAAGUACUGGAACCAGUUUCCGUGCAAUGUAUUAAACAGAUUAUCUUGACGCGCUGGGAAUUGUUGUUCGAUAUAACGGCAAUGAAAAAGAGGAAUCCUAUGAUCCCCACUUUCUCGGAUUUUGCCGGUACCUUGAUGCUUAUAAAGAAUAACACUUUCGCAGAUAUUCUCAUACAGAUAAUAGAAGACGAGGGUGCAUUGUCGUUGCAUCAAAUCAUACAGGUUUUCCUGGAGUAUUUACCGUCACGAGUUGGAAGAGACGGACACAAUGCGGCCGCUACGUUGCAAGUUUUUCUUGAGAAAUAUCUACACGAUUAUUUCAGCUCGAAGGCCAUGAUCGAGUGGCCGUUGGUCGUAAAUAAAAAUCAGAUACGCUCAGACUUUGCUCUCGUCGAAGCGUUCAAAUUGUUAGUGCGAUCGUAUUUAGGUAAAUUAACUCAAACGAAAGUGUAUAAAACUGAUACUCAAGAUGAUGAGGGGAAGAACGACAAGGAGUACUUCAUGUUCGCCAAAUAUCGACCCAACUAUUUGAAUAAAAUGCCACCAUAUGCUAAAGAUUAUCAGAAAAUUUUAAACAUGAACGAUUUUAAAGAUUUAACGAAUUUUAAUAAUACAUCAGAAAACGAAAAGAUUAUACCCAAAGAAUUGUUUAAGCUGCAAUCUAUAUUAUCAUGUGAAUUUUUACCGAUUGAAUGUUUGCACGAAGUCAAGCAAUUCCUUGAAACACAAAACAUUGAUGGAAACUUAUCUCUCAAGACUUUAUGCAUUCAGAAUACAGAAGAAGUAACGACAAUUCUGAUGGAUAAUUGUCCACAAGCUGUAGUACAGUAUGCAAAGGAUAAAUAUACAAAGGACACCGAAUGGAAAUAUCUUAUCAAAUUAACACAGGAUAAAAUUACCGCUUCAAUGAUGCAACAGGAAUUACAGCUUUUGUACACACAGAUCAUGAAGGAGAUUUUGAAUUAUCUGCCGCAUACAUUACCUAUGAAAAGUCUUCAUCGUGUCUUACCAAAAGAUGACAUGGCGACGUUUCAACGCUGCACUGAAAUGUGCAAUCAAAUAAUGCAUGCGGAUCACGUAAAAUCGUUGAUAAUGGAAACCGGGCAACAACUUUUGACAACUCUAAAGUUGUGAAGAUAGGAACAUAUGUUCCUGAUCAAUGCAGUCACAUAAGCUAAUGUUCGUUAGUUAAUAGUUGUGCUGAUGCACUCAUUUUUAAUGAUGGAUAAUCAUCAUCAAUUAUAAGAAGAAAAACUCAAAGACAAAUACUAGAACCAAAAUUC